Molecule: messenger RNA, 2314 nt
Organism: Zonotrichia albicollis (white-throated sparrow)
Lineage: Eukaryota; Metazoa; Chordata; Aves; Passeriformes; Passerellidae
Source: RefSeq, a predicted model, not a curated record
AUUUUAAAGAGUCUUUUUUUCUUUUUGUCAGAUUAUGUCUACUUCGAAAAUUCUUCAAGUAACCCCUAUUUGAUACGAAGAAUAGAAGAGCUCAAUAAGACUGCCAAUGGGAACGUGGAAGCCAAGGUGGUGUGUUUCUACAGGAGGAGAGACAUCUCCAGCACGCUCAUUGUCCUGGCAGACAAACAUGCAAGAGAAAUGGAAGAGGAGAUGGAAAAUCCAGAAAUGGUUGAUUUACCAGAGAAACAGAAGCAUCAGCUACGACACCGUGAGUUGUUUCUCUCACGACAGCUGGAAUCUCUGCCAGCCACACACAUUAGAGGCAAAUGCAGCGUUACUCUGUUAAAUGAGACAGAAUCCCUUAAGUCGUAUCUGGAACGGGAGGAUUUCUUCUUUUAUUCACUAGUGUAUGAUCCUCAACAAAAGACUCUGCUUGCUGAUAAAGGAGAGAUUCGAGUUGGAAACAGAUACCAGGCAGAUAUAACAGACUUACUAAAAGAGGGUGAGGAUGAUGGAAGAGAUCAGUCAAAACUUGAAACAAAAGUUUGGGAAGCCUUUAACCCACUAGUAGACAAGCAGAUAGACCAGUUCCUGGUGGUAGCACGGUCUGUUGGUACUUUUGCCCGAGCCCUGGAUUGCAGUAGUUCUGUCAGACAGCCAAGUUUGCACAUGAGUGCUGCAGCAGCCUCCAGGGACAUCACACUGUUCCAUGCUAUGGACACUUUGCACAAAAAUGUCUAUGACAUUUCCAAGGCAAUCUCUGCACUUGUGCCACAAGGUGGGCCAGUCCUGUGCAGAGAUGAGAUGGAGGAAUGGUCUGCUUCAGAGGCAAACCUCUUUGAGGAAGCACUAGAAAAAUAUGGAAAAGAUUUCACUGACAUUCAGCAAGAUUUUCUCCCAUGGAAGUCCUUAACAAGCAUUAUAGAAUAUUACUAUAUGUGGAAAACUACAGACAGAUAUGUUCAGCAGAAACGAUUGAAAGCAGCAGAAGCAGAAAGCAAGCUAAAACAAGUGUAUAUACCCAACUAUAACAAGCCAAACCCCAACCAGAUCAAUGUAAAUAAUGUCAAACCAGGAGUGGUGAAUGGUACUGGAGUCCAGGCACAGAACGCGGGAGCAGGACGGGCCUGUGAGAGCUGUUACACCACCCAGUCUUACCAGUGGUAUUCUUGGGGUCCCCCUAACAUGCAGUGUCGCCUCUGUGCAUCCUGUUGGACCUACUGGAAGAAAUACGGUGGCUUGAAAAUGCCAACACGCUUAGAUGGGGAGAGGCCCGGACCAAACCGCAAUAAUUUGAGUCCUCAUGGUGUGCCAGUACGGAACAGUGGCAGUCCCAAGUUUGCCAUGAAGACACGACAAGCUUUCUAUCUGCACACAACAAAACUGACCAGAAUUGCCAGACGUUUGUGUCGAGAUAUCUUGCGCCCUUGGCACGCUGCAAGACACCCCUAUCUGCCUAUCAACAGUGCAGCCAUCAAAGCAGAAUGCACAGCACGUUUACCUGAGGCAUCAGAAAACCCAUUGCUAUUAAAGCAAGUGGUUCGAAAGCCUUUAGAAGCAGUACUCCGGUAUUUAGAGUCUCAUCCAUGUCCUCCAAAACCAGAUCCUGCAAAGAGCUUGUCCAGUUCUCUCAACAAUCUGACUCCUGCUAAGUUUACACCUGUCAUUAAUAAUGGGUCCCCAACUAUCCUGGGAAAAAGAAGCUAUGAACAGCACAAUGGAAUGGAUGGCAACAUGAAGAAGCGCCUGUUGAUGCCUAGCAGGGGAACUUACUUAGGUCUGCCUAACCACGGACAAACCAGACAAAUGGGACCAAGCCGAAACUUGCUGCUCAAUGGGAAAUCAUACCCAACAAAAGUCCGAUUAAUUCGUGGUGGAUCCAUGCCUCCGGUGAAAAGGAGGAGGAUGAACUGGAUUGAUGCACCAGAUGAUGUUUUUUACAUGGCCACUGAAGAAACCAGGAAAAUCCGCAAGCUGCUCUCCUCCUCGGAAGCCAAGCGAGCCGCCAGACGCCCCUACAAGCCGAUUAUCCUGCGGCCCAUGCAGGCGGUGCAGCUCCGCCAGCCCAUGAACGAUGAGCCCAUCAUCAUCGAGGAUUAACGGCGGCAAUCUCCUGCAGCACCUACUCGAGUUUCCAUGGCUACAGCAUUGAGCUAACUGUUGAAGAGAGGGAACUUUUGAGGAACUGUUUUGCAUCUUUUAAACCCUUAAAAGGAACUCAGCCCUGCUCUGAGCCUCUGACCACAGACUGCUCUCUCUCUCUGUCUCUCUCUCUCUCUCUUGCACUCUCUCCUAUCUUUUUUUCUUAUUUUUU